AUGCUCCAAGUCAAAUAUCCAUCCUUAUUAAACGCAAAUAAUUUCAUUAGUCUUCCACAAUACGAGUCAAGGUUCUACGAAACUGAGCGCAAGACUCCUGUUACACCAGACAACCUGGUCCUGCUUGUACAAAAUCUUCUGGGAGAGGAGUUGAAGGAGGCACCUUCAGAACUAUUUGCCCGGAAUUCGUACAAGAAUCGUCUAGAAAUAUAUCUCGCCAUUGCAUCGUACUGCAAGCUGAUCAUCUUGUCGCCAAAUCUCUCCAAUUUUAGUAUAUCUUUGCAAGAUGUGUUCCAGAUUUGGGAAUUGCGUAUUAAUCUGUUAUUGAUGGCCACUAGUUUGCGUGUGCCAGGCUCGAGCUCUCAGAUCCCGCCAAUUCCAAAUGCGCAGUUCCUGAGAAAUGAAACAAACCUGUUUUUGAAAGAACUGAUUAAGCUUGAUGACAAGGAAACUUUACCCAAGGAGCUAAGCUGGCAUUUCAAGCUGCUCAUCAACAGAAUCAAAUAUGGCCCAAGCUUGAUAUUAGUCAACCAGCUAUACAAUGAACUUCUGCAAUUGCGUGCAACUACCCCGAGAACUACAAAGGAUUUGGCGAAUAAAUCAUCCAUCAUACUCUAUAAUGUGUGCGCUAUCAUGAUCGCCAGAAAUGAGCUGCUAACCGUGUUCAAUCUGCUGAACCAAACACUCGAAAGCGACUCCGACAAUCCACAACAAGCAAUUCUUGCAGCCUUAGUGGGCUGCCUAUACACAUUCAAAGAAAAAGGCUCGGUGUCAGAUAGUGCACCGUUUUUCAAGGAAAUUGUCGCGGCUUUUGAGAAAACAGAUAGCCGGACGCUCAGUUUGCUUGUCACAAUCCUGAACUCUGUGAAACCGGUUUACAAUGAAGACCAUUCUACUACAAUGGCGAUGGAGAAGGAGCACAAGUUUACGUUGCAAGAGAUCAUUAGUCUAGUAGAGGAUGGCAAGAUUAGUGGACGCAUUCUGUGCAGUUUGUGCGGACUUUUCGAGGUAGAAAGGCUGACCAAGAACGGCGAGUCAGAGUUGGAUAAGUGCCUCGACCUAGUCCAUCAACAAUGGACAUCGCAUGUCCAGAAUAUAUACGCAUUUGAAUAG
Ogataea haglerorum is the source of this 1113-nucleotide messenger RNA. RefSeq lists its product as uncharacterized. The coding region runs from base 1 to 1113 and encodes 370 amino acids. NCBI's taxonomy places the organism in Eukaryota, Fungi, Ascomycota, Pichiomycetes, Pichiales, Pichiaceae. The record is from RefSeq and is a predicted model, not a curated record. The transcript has a single exon.